CAGCCCAAAUGGACUAAGACAGUAUCUUUGUGUUUUUGAGGAAGCUAUAUAUAUAUAUUUUUAAUGCUCUAUAAAGUCCAGCAAAAACAGGGUGGCAACUACAUUUGGAAGCGAGUCACCACACUUCCAGUACUCUUCCUGCAAGCAUUAUAUAUGAGGCCACUUGAUUUGGGGUGGGUAGCAGGCAGGAGUAAUUCUUGAACCAAUCAAGGUUAACCCUGUCUUGGCUAGACAAGGCAGCCGUGGCUUUAUUACAGUUAGUUGAGUUCAGGUGUGAUAUUAACAUUUUGUAAAUGCUGAAUGUUGUGAAAUAUCCACAAGGUUACCAAGUAAUCAGGUAUCAUCUGAAAAGCGUUCAGGCAUCCUCCCACAAUUCAGUUUGGGAGCACUGGAUUUGGAGACAGGUAUGUCCUCAGGCAUUUGCAUGUGAUCUUGGCCAGACCUCUUAACUUCUUAGAUGUCUUUUUUUUAAAAAGCUGCAGUAACAAUCUUAAGCGUACAGCUAAUGCAUUUUUACAUAGGCACAAGCCCGUGCACCCAACACUCACAUCAAGAUACAGAAUAUUUCCAUCCGGCCAGAAGGCUCCCUUGUACCCCACCCCUCAACAUCCCCAGAGGUAACUAGUGAUAGGAUUUCUAUUUAUAUAGAUGAGUUUUGCCUGUUUUUGAACCUUACCUUGUGACUCAGGACAGACAGCAUGUAUUCUCUGUGCUUGGCUUAGUUAGCCAUGGUGCCCAUUCAUGCUGGUGAGAUUCAGCCAUGUUGUGUGUAUCAAUAGUGUGUUCUUUUUCAGUGUUGUAUACUAUUCCAUGGUGUGAGCACACCAGAGCUUGUCUCUCCAUUCUCCUGCUGAUGGACCUUUGGGUCGUUUCCAGAGUUUACCUAUUGUGAAUAAAGUUACUAUGACCAUGAUCUAUUGUGCAUGUUUCUAGGUGAAUGCAUACCCAGGAGUGGCUGCUGAGUGACAGGGCUGGCAUGUUUAAGCUUUUCGUAAGAACAGCCAACCUUUUCCCAAAGCUUUAAGUCUCUCUUUAAAACAGAAAAAAACAAACUUCUACCUCAUUAUUGUGAGAGCGUUUAAAGGGCCCUAAGAUAGGGACUUGAAGCCUGUACGUGGAACACAGAGCCCCUCAAUAAUUGCCAGCUUCUGCCCCAGCAAGCAUCCUGUGCCCCAUCAGAGGAAGGAUGAGGUGGCUGGCAAGCACUGCGGAAGUUACCCGCCCCAGACCUUUGGGCGGAGAGGCCUUUCCCACACAGCACUCAAGGCCCACACUAAGGGAGCCGGGUGAGCCAGCCUUGGUACGUAUGCCCUGCAUCCGGAUCCUGGUUUCUCAGGCCCAGCACGCGCGUUGCGUGGCUGGGCACUCGCGCCUUUGUAAACUUUGCGGAUCACCGAACGUUCGUUGAGCAUUGUGUGCCAGGCCCUGGGCGCCCAAGAGCGAACCACAGAAAGCCUCUCCCUCCUCAAAUCACUGGGCAGGAGAAGGGAUUGCUUUGUGUAGAAAGCAUGGGAACUCAACAGGGCGCAGUCUCGGAAGUCGGGCAACCACUUGGUUUUUAACUAGACACUGGACUUCCCCUGAAAGCUGCUUGAGACGAACAGGGGAAGAAAAUAAUUUGCUCCUUUGCGCCUCUGCAGGAACCUAGGUCCGUCCGGAGUGCUGGUCCAGAGCGUCCGGGCCUCUAAAGCUAGGCCAAGUGCCUCCCCCAGGUUCCCAGCUGUCUACUCGGGCCACGAAGCCCGGCCCCUGCCGUCCGACCAAUGGCCCCGCCCCUCCUUCCUGGCCGGGGAGGGUUCCGGCGGUAGGUGGCUGUCGGCGGCGGUCGGCAGGGCGCCGGAUCGUGGCUACCAGAGUCAUUUUUCCGCUGUCUCAGUCCAUCCAUGGGCCAGAGCCCUCUAUCACUCAGAACCUGAACAGUGAUGACGUUUGCCGAGGACAAGACUUUCGACUAUAUCCGCCAUAAUUACCGAAAAUUUUACCGUAUUCGUGUAAUAGAGAUUCUGCCUCAACUGUCUUGCCUCACACCAAGUGACCAGGACCUACUGCGAGCCAGCUUGGAACGCAAGGGGAACCAGAACACCAUCUGGGACCUCUUCGACAGCCUUCACCGCCGGUGUGGCUGGGUGGAAUCCCUCAUCCGGGCACUGAGGUAUUGUGAGCUGGUUGAUCUUGCUGACGAAGUGGCCCACGUCUACCAGAGCAACCUGCCCUCGAACCAGAAUCACCCCGCUGCCCCGCUGGAGCUGCCAUCAGUUCCUGCUGAGGCUCCAGGGCGCUCCACACCUGCUGUGGCCCCCAGUGCCCUCAACAACAGCUACAGAGACGAGGAGCCAAGUUAUCCCAUGCCUGUCCAAGACACCCAGUCACCAGAGUCCUCGGGAGAGAGCUCAAUGAAGACCCCACAGACAUCCAGCUCUGGGGCUAUACUGAGUAGGCCCAGUGGCCCUCUGGAGCCCUCCUCUGACAUGGCAGUCCGCAGUCCUCUGCCCUCCAGUGUGCCUCAGGAGCAGGACACAGAACUGGGCAGUGCCCACACAGCAGGCAUGGUCCCUAGCAUCACAUCACCCCAUGGGCCUGUGUCUCCGACUGUCUCCUUCCAACCCCUGGCCCGUUCCACCCCCAGGGCAAGCUGCUUGCCUGGACCCCCAGUGUCAGCUGUGUCUACGGGCACCACCUCCUCCUCCACUGGCUUGCCCUCUGAACAGGGUGCUGGUGACCAGGCUGAGGCUAUCAUCUGCACCAGUGGGGCAGGUGUGCCCAACAAUUCUAUGACCACCAGCACAGCGCCCUCCAAGGUGCCCCCCCACUCAGCAUUUACCAACACAGUGCCUUCCAAGUUGCCCACCAGCUCAAAGCCCUCUGGUAUAAUGCCCACCAAUGUGUGGGGCUGCCCAACCUGGCUUGUCCCCCUACCACACCCAGUCCCUUCCAUUCUCUUCUUUCUUUAUCAGGACACUCCAGUGUCUCCAGCUCCCACAGUUGCCACCACUGGAGGCAGCUCACCCCGUGCAGACAGUAGCUUUGACAGCUUGAGCUCAGGGCUAGAGCUGAGCAAGCCAGGCAGGCUGGUAUCCCGGAUGGACAGCCAGCCAUUUUCUGGCUGCUCCGCGGACCUUGCCAUCAGCUACAGUGACAACUUGGACGCAGGACCUCACAAUGCUCCGGAGGAGAAUGAAUAUGUGUCAGUGAGGAUCCACGUGGAGGAGGCUCCCAGCAUAGACAACCUGUCCGGCAACCCUGGGCCACAUGCCACCCAGCAGACCCGGGGGGAGGAGGAGUCCCCCUGCGUCGGGUGGGCCCCCUUGGCUCCGUGGCUUGGGGUGGCUGCUGCUGGGGCACUCCUGGCCACGCUCCUGGCCGUGCUGAACCGGCGGCGCCUCCUCUAGUAAACUCCCUAGGCCCUCCCUGCCAUGUGUCUGCUCCCUUUCCCGGGGUACAUCCAGUCUGAGCCAUGGAGCCAGUCCCACCUGCCUUGUCCCUUUAGUGGGGCUGGUGGAGGCUGGGUCAGAGAGGAGCCAGGGGCCACAGGCCUGGCUGGAGGCGGUAUUUCUGUCCCAGCUCAUGCACGCUGCAGCUCCCUCGCCAUCCUUGGCUUUUUGGGCCCUGGGCUGCCCCAUGUGCUCUGACCUCGCCCAGCUGGCAAUUUGGGUACUCACCCUUGUCCGCUGGAGGAGGUGCCUCUGUCCAGGCCUUAUCCCUCCUUGCCCAGGCCACACACCAGGAGUUGCCACUGGAGGGUGCAGGGGGUUGGCAAUGUCCCCCAUCCUGCCCUGGUCCCUGGCAGCUGACAGCAGAUGUCUGAGGUCUUGCUCCUGACACCCAGUGGCCCAGCCUGAGGCCGUUGCCCUGGAGAGCACUAGAGCUGCUUCUGGUCCCCUGCCCCUUGGGUCCUCCAUCCAUGCUAGGCAAGGGUGGGGAGGAGGUCCAGAGGCCUGAGGACACCCUCUGGAGCCCCUUUCCAGCCUCCUCACCCCCUUCUCCUCUUUCCCUCCCUCUUGGUCCCCAUCCUUAUGAGGGUUGGGAAGGGGACGUAUGGGGCAGAGCUCAGGACAAAGUUUGGAUUUCAGCUCCACCCCUUCCGGGGCUGUGUGGCCUGGGCUCAUGAUUAGCCUUCUUCAGUCUUGCUUCCCAAAAUGGACUACGCGUAUCAUGGCUCAUCUUUUAAUGUGUUCUUCUGAGAUUGAAGCGUAGAGGUGUCUGUCAAGUGCCUGGUCCAGAGUGGGUGGCCGCUAAACUCUUCCCCCACCUCUCCCCUGCCCAGACUGGUAGAGAUGAGGGCAGGAGUGGCAGAGUGCCUAGUAGGUAAGGGUGCAACUCUGCAGUAUAGGGUGGCCUCGGCCUGCAUUCUGCCCCGCCUCUCCCUCGUUCUCUGCUCUUGGGCAAGGUGUUUGCUUCUGUUUUCUCAGCUGUGAAAGAGAUGAGUAGUAAAUAUGCAUAUAUAUAUAUAUAUAUAUAUAUAUAUAUAAUCUCGUAGUGUUGUUAUGAGGAUUAAAUGAGUUUAUCUCUAUAAAUCUUAGAAUGCUUCCUGGCAUUUACUAAGGGUGGGAAACUUGUUAUAACUAUUCAAAUUGGAGGGGCUGGAGCACAUGGCUACACCUUUAGAGGUAGGCUCAGACCCUACUGCCUCCCCUGACUUUAUAUUUGCCCCUUACUUUAUCCUGCAUAUUGGGAAAUUGUUGGGGAGUGGGGAGAAAGGCACGUCCACUGGGAAAACUGCGCAGGAUAGGGGCUGGGCUGACCCCCAACAGCCAGAUGAAUUGGGGGUAUCCUUGUGGGUUCUUUUCGGGUGGCCAUCGUUGGACAAGGGGCAGGCACAGGAGCCUCAGGAGCUGCUUCCAUUUCUGGGCUUCCAUACAAGGGACAGGGACUAGAGCCCUGGGGAGACACUGGGGCAAGGGUCACUGUGGCCCACCCCUAGGCUCUCAGCCUGCAGACUUCUGCACCUUGCUUUGGCUGCUACAGUCUGUGCUGCCCUAGGGGACUUCAGCAACCUCUACCUUUAAUGACCUGUACCUCUACCUCUGAACUUCUCUUCAACCCUCACUGCAAACCCAACAACCUGCACCCUGAAACCAGGAGUGGUCCUUACCUAAUUCCCUAUCACCCUUACUAUUAACCUGCCCUCUGUGCUUCCCCGUCCCUCCCAGAUACCCAGGUCAGUGAACAAUUCAUGCAUAGGUGCUAGCUUUAAUGUGUUUCCUUCCCAGGAUACCUUUGGAAAAAAGUAUCUCAAGAAAGCAAUGUGGGGCCGCCAAAUGGCUCAGUUGGUUAAAAGUGUGAGCUCUGAGCAAC
Hipposideros armiger (great roundleaf bat) is the source of this 5295-nucleotide messenger RNA. It is a transcript of the gene MAVS, whose product is annotated as mitochondrial antiviral signaling protein. The record is from RefSeq and is a predicted model, not a curated record. The transcript is spliced from 7 exons. Lineage: Eukaryota; Metazoa; Chordata; Mammalia; Chiroptera; Hipposideridae. Bases 1923 to 3389 code for a protein of 488 amino acids.